Dothidotthia symphoricarpi CBS 119687 is the source of this 2168-nucleotide messenger RNA. Its product is annotated as FAD/NAD(P)-binding domain-containing protein. The transcript is spliced from 2 exons. The record is from RefSeq and is a predicted model, not a curated record. NCBI's taxonomy places the organism in Eukaryota, Fungi, Ascomycota, Dothideomycetes, Pleosporales, Dothidotthiaceae. Bases 52 to 1989 code for a protein of 645 amino acids. Gene Ontology annotation, molecular function: NADP binding; flavin adenine dinucleotide binding; N,N-dimethylaniline monooxygenase activity.
CCCUGAAUACAUCGGUUCUCUAAUCAAACCAUUUUACCUCAAUCCAUCAUUAUGGCCACCGCAUCACCCAUCCCGCCAGCUCCUGUAGCAGAAAUCCUUAUUCCAAACGCUCCAAAGGCACCAGUUGACAUCAAGACUGAGGAAGUGGCCCAAGAGCAAGCCCUUCCGUUCGACCCUGCAAAACUCCAAGAAAAGUAUAUUGCGGAGCGUGACAAACGUCUAGCCCGGGACCAAGGCGUGGAGCAGUACAUCCCUCUUGACGGACCCUUGUCUCACUUUCUCAAAGAUCCAUGGGUCAAGGAACCCAUUCAGCGUGAACCUAUCGUGGAGGAGGUCGAGGUUGUUAUCAUCGGUGGCGGGUAUGGAGCCCAAGUGGUGGCUGUCAGGCUGAUCGAGGCUGGAAUCAACAACUUCAAGAUCAUAGAGAAGGCAGGGGACUUUGGUGGAACAUGGUAUUGGUGCAGAUUUCCAGGAGCUGGUUGUGAUAUAGAGUCGUACAUCUACAUGCCUCUGUUGGAGGAAGUGGGUUACAUGCCUACGGAAAAGUAUGCUCACGCAAAAGAACUAAUAAGUCAUGCACGUAGGAUUGGAGAGAAAUUUGAUCUUUACACUCGCGCGUUGUUCCAGACCGAAUGCAAGGAGAUGCGUUGGAAUGAAGAAGAAGGUAUGUGGACUACGCAUACCGAACGAGGGGACAAGAUCAAGUCUCGCUUCAUCAUUCCAGCCGCCGGGCCUCUUCAUCGACCUCAGUUUCCAGGGUUGGAGGGCAUUCAAGACUUCAAGGGCCAUUCCUUUCAUUCUUCGCGAUGGGACUAUGAUUACACCGGUGGUGACCCAACUGGCAAUCUGGAGAAGCUGAAGGACAAGCGUGUUGGCAUCAUCGGCACAGGUGCAACAGCGGUUCAGAUUGUUCCUCACCUUGGCAAAUGGGCCAAACAGCUCUACGUGUUCCAGCGCACACCAUCCUCUAUCGACGUCCGCGCGAAUGGACCUACAGACUAUGAGUGGGCUAAAUCGCUGAAGAAAGGUUGGCAGCAGAAGCGUAUGGAUAACUUCGACAGCGUCCUCAAUGGACGCAAUGAAAAAGAAGACAUGGUUGCUGAUGGCUGGACUUCCAUUUAUCGCACACUCUUCAAUGUCGACUCUAGCAAUCCCGUCGAUACCGCCGCCGAGCUUCAGCUAGCAGACUUCAAGAAGAUGGAACAGGUUCGAGCACGGACAGAUGAAAUCGUCACAGACAAGGACACUGCCGAUGCGCUUAAGCCCUGGUACCGACAGUUCUGCAAGCGACCAUGCUUCCACGAUCAAUACCUGCAAACGUUCAAUCGAGAGAAUGUAAAGCUUGUCGAUACACGAGGGCAGGGCGUGGAUCGCAUCACAGAGAAGGGCGUCGUCGCUAACGGCAAGGAGUACGAGAUCGAUUGUCUGGUCUACGCCACUGGAUUCGAGGUCGCGAAUGAGUGGUCGCACAAGUCUGGUAUGGAAAUCUACGGUCGCAACGGCCUCAGUGUUACCGAGAAGUGGAAGGAAGGCGCCUCGACGCUACACGGAUGGUCAAGUCGGCAAUUUCCUAACUGCUUCUGGGUACAACUCACCCAAGCUGUUCUGACGCCCAAUGUCAUGCACAUUACUGGCGAACAGGCAAAACACUUUGCAUACGUCAUUUCGGAAUGCAAGAAGCGGGAUAUAAGAACUAUUGAGCCGACGCAAGAAGCCGAAGAAGACUGGACCAAUAUCAUCGUUCAGGGCACUGCUACUCGUGGUGAGUUCUUGAAGGAAUGUACCCCCGGGUACUAUAACUACGAAGGAAAACCUACUCUUGCUGCGGCUCGCAAUGCCCAAUAUGCUGCUGGCAGUAUAGCCUUUAUCAAGACUCUUACGGAUUGGAGGAGUUCGGGUAAUCUGGCUGGCCUGGAUGUCAAGCAUUUUCCGCAAAAGAGUGAAGGGCUCGCCCUUAAUGGUGCCCAGGUCGCUGAAGUGGCCAAAUAGGGUGAGCACCUCAUUACCGACGAUAUAUGCAUCACUCAGCAUAUUGGAGAGAGCAAGGCAGGACUCCUUAUUCAGCAGUACCCUGAUCUUCAGGCUAAGUACCAGGUAGAGCUUGACUAUCUUCUCAGAUUGCAAAAAAAGGAGUUGGUCGAUGGCAGAGCAUUUGUUCGAGAUAGGGU